This is a messenger RNA of Penicillium subrubescens, 804 nucleotides long. RefSeq names its product Sec63 complex subunit SEC66. The transcript has 2 exons. Gene Ontology annotation, biological process: post-translational protein targeting to membrane, translocation. Lineage: Eukaryota; Fungi; Ascomycota; Eurotiomycetes; Eurotiales; Aspergillaceae. The record is from RefSeq and is a predicted model, not a curated record. Gene Ontology annotation, cellular component: Sec62/Sec63 complex. Bases 1 to 804 code for a protein of 267 amino acids.
AUGGUGGACUGGCUCAGUCUCACCGUGCCACUCGCCUACCUAGGCGUGCUAAUCGGCUCUCUCGCUACAUUCUCUUCUCUUUACCGGAAGCGCAAGGCUCAAAAAUCCGCUACCCUGGAAGCAUGGUUCCCCGCACACCUCCAACGCGACAUCUACUUCUCCCUCAUGCACCUCGACCCAACCUCCCAAAACGAGAAAAAGACCCCCGCCGUCCCGGAGUCCGUCCUCAAAGCCGCCCUCCUCCGCCGCGCAACAGAAGACAUCCGCCGCGUCAUGACGCUCCGCUCCCAGAAGCAAGCUCUAUCAGUGCUCCUGCAGCGCGGCAGCGUAGGCGACGACCUGUGGCAGCGCUUCCUGCGCGCGGAGAAAGAAAUGGAAGACGAGGUUCGCGACGUGGUCGCCGAGGCUAAUGCCUACGCGCCCGGUUGGGGACAGAUUAUUUUCCAGUCUGCGAAUGAGAUGUUGAAUAAUGAUCUUUAUCGGGCGAGGGUUGCGGAGCAUCAAGAGAAGGUUGCUGAGGAGCGGGAGUGGUGGGAUAAGAAGAAGACUAGUAUUCAGGAGGGGUUUAUGAAGGAGUUGAAUGAGGAGAAGGAGGAGGGGGGGUCGACUUCUGCCCAGACGCCUGCUACGCCGGCUAAGGUUAAUGAGGCGGUGCCUGUGACGACGCCGGCGAAGGCGACUUCGGUGCAGGGGAGUGAUGAUGAUGCGGUGUUGGUUGAGGCGGAUCCGUCGGUGAAUAGCCCUGGUAGUCCGGCUUCUGGUGGUGGAGGUGGGAAGAAGAAGAAGGGGAAGGGCAAGAAAUAG